Musa acuminata AAA Group (dessert banana) is the source of this 1026-nucleotide messenger RNA. Its product is annotated as cell division cycle 20.2, cofactor of APC complex-like. The transcript has a single exon. Gene Ontology annotation, cellular component: anaphase-promoting complex. Gene Ontology annotation, biological process: positive regulation of anaphase-promoting complex-dependent catabolic process; positive regulation of ubiquitin protein ligase activity; anaphase-promoting complex-dependent catabolic process. Lineage: Eukaryota; Viridiplantae; Streptophyta; Magnoliopsida; Zingiberales; Musaceae. The record is from RefSeq and is a predicted model, not a curated record. Gene Ontology annotation, molecular function: anaphase-promoting complex binding; ubiquitin ligase activator activity; protein binding. The coding region runs from base 1 to 1026 and encodes 341 amino acids.
AUGUCUUCUUCGCGUUCUAGGCGUGUGGAGUACGACCGCUUCAUCCCGUUCCGGUCGGCGAUGGACAUGGACUACGCACGCUUUGCCCUAACCGGGCCUUCGAGACCGCAGCGUGAUGGUUCGAGGGAAUCCCCAUCGAGCGUGGCGUACCAAAAGCUUCUUGACGAGUGCAUUUUGAAGAACAGGUCUCGUAUCCUCGCUUUCAAGACUGCACCUGAAGCGUCGGCCAGCAAGCUGCCCGAGUUUGACGAGCCCAUUCGGCCGCAGAAGAAGCAGCAGAGGCGAAUCCCUAAAGAACCAGAGAGGGUUUUGGUAAUCCACGGCUUGUUGGAUGAUAAUGUUUUGAAUCUCCUCGACUGGGGAAGCAAUAAUGUGUUGGCGAUUGGCCUUGAGGACGCAGUGUAUCUCUGGGACGCUGCAAACGAGUCGACUAAGCUUCUACAACCCGAAGAAGACAGAGGACCUAUCACUUGCAUCCGCUGGUCGCCAGACUGUGCAGUUCUUGCUGUCGCAUUUGGCAAUUCAGAUUUAUCCCUGAUUGAUCCAACAACAGGACAUGUCGUGGAUGGGAUGGAAGAUGAGAACCAGGCCCCUGUGUUGUCACUUGCAUGGAGAAGUAAUUCAAUCUUGACAGUCGGAAGAUUUGAUGGCACUGUUGUUGAUUAUGACUUUAGAAAGGAUGACAUGUUCAUCUGUUUCUAUAAUGGGCAUCGGUGUGGAGUUUGUAGUCUUAAAUGGUCCGUGUUGUCAGGGCGGUAUUUGGCGAGUGGAGGGCAGGACAAACUAGUGCACAUAUGGGAUGCUUGCAUGCCUGUCUCACGUCACCAUCCACGUCAACGUCAAUGGCUUCACAGGAUUAGCAGCCAUACUUCCAUUGUGAAGGCCGUUGACUGGUGCCCGACUCGGAGCAACCUGCUGGCUUCUGGUGGAGGUUGCAAUGAUCAUUGCGUUAAGUUUUGGAACACCGUUAAUGGUGCUUGCUUGAACUCGAUUGAUGUUGGCUCUGAAGUUUGUGCAUUGCUAUGA